AAAAGAGUGUUUAAAUCCCUCUUACUCCACAAACGAAAACACUCCCAUACAUAUUGUGCCCUAUUUUUGAUUCCCUAAAAUUUUAAUUAGGUUCAGCCACCAUUAAAGCCACCGAUCAAAGUCGUUCCUCUUAGCCACCAUCGUCAAAUCUAUUUGCUCAAACCAUCCUACCCUGCAGCCACUAAUUUCCGUCACCACCAUCAAUUUACUCCAUCGGUGGUUAUGGGGGUUUUUGAUUUCAUCUGCUAGGGCUCAAAUGAGUUCGAAGGCUUCCAACAUGCAAAAAAAUCUACAGCAAACCAUCCCCGAACGAACCAGUGGUGUUGGUUUUUGGUGCUUAAAAAAGUUAACAGAUCUCGAAGGGCUGAUAUCAUAUUUGAAUGGAACGAAGGAUGAUGUUAUUCAGUUUCUUGAUGUUCUUGGAAUCAUACUUGAGAAGUAUGAUCUAAAUACAAGUAGUAACAAGGUAAAGUUUACGUGAGAUAAGACAUGAAGUGAAGUUGAGUGAGCUGUGGUUAAAUAAAGUUCCGACUGUAAAGAUCUCAACCUCUGAACCUAAAUUUCUAUAAAUCUAACUGGUUGUUUGUUUGGGAAUAUAUGUUGUAGAUCUAGAAGUUCAUUGAGAUAAAGAUUCUACAAGUUUCAUUCCAGAGUAGAACAUAAUUUUUUCGAUUUAUUAUUGACUUUUUUGAGUUUUAAGAAGUCAUAAUUUAUUUUUUAAUGUUCUAAGUUUUUUUUUGGUUUGUUUAUUUGUAUAUGCUGUAAAAUCUGACGUUUGGAUAUUUUUACCAUUGUAAUAUAGUGUUUUUGUUAUUUGGAAGUGAAA
Lactuca virosa is the source of this 826-nucleotide messenger RNA. The record is from the annotation of a GenBank genome assembly. NCBI's taxonomy places the organism in Eukaryota, Viridiplantae, Streptophyta, Magnoliopsida, Asterales, Asteraceae.